Messenger RNA from Lolium perenne, 1672 nucleotides. RefSeq names its product anthocyanidin 5,3-O-glucosyltransferase. The record is from RefSeq and is a predicted model, not a curated record. Gene Ontology annotation, molecular function: UDP-glucosyltransferase activity. NCBI's taxonomy places the organism in Eukaryota, Viridiplantae, Streptophyta, Magnoliopsida, Poales, Poaceae.
UUGUGGGAAGAGCAGAACAAGAACUGUAUGUUCGACAUCAAACCACAGAUUUCAACCACACGCGCAGGCGACAAGAGUAGCGAAACUAGCAAUGAAGAAAACCGUGGUGCUGUACCCUGGCGUCGGCGUCGGCCACCUGGUGCCCAUGGUCGAGCUCGCCAAGGUGUUCCUCAAGCACGGCGCGGCCGUCGUCGUGGCGCUCGUCGACCCAGAGACCAAGUCCACGGACUUCUCGGACGCGGUCGCCCGCGCCAAGACCUCCAACCCCUCCGUCGACUUCCACGUCCUGCCGCCGCCGCCGCCCGCGCCCGUGGACUCAUCAAACUCCCAAGUCGCGUCCACGAAGCACCACCUCACCAAGAUAUCCCAGUUCCUCACCGCCAUGAACGCGCCCCUCCGCGACUUCCUCCGGUCGCUGCCCUCCGUCGACGCGCUCAUCCUCGACAUGUUCUGCGUCGACGCCCAGGACGUCGCGGCCGAGCUCAAGCUGCCGGUCUACUACUUCUACGCGUCAGGCGCCGCCGCCCUCGCCAUCUUCCUCAACCUGCCGAGCAUGGUCGCCGGCAGCACUGCGAAGAUGAAUGAGCUCGGCGACUCCGUGAUCACCCUCCCGGGCGUUCCUCCGUUCAAGGCUUCGGACUUACCGAACGAACUUACCGGCGGCGGCGGGGCACUACCGAUCAUCGUAGGCAUGUUCGACAGAAUGUCUCGUGCCGACGGGAUUCUCAUCAAUUCGUUCGACUCGCUGGAGCCGCGCGCGGUGCGCGCUCUGAGGGACGGACUCUGCGUCCCUGAUCAUGCCACGCCGCCGGUCUACUGCAUUGGGCCUUUGGUCUCGGCCGGAGGUGGAGGCGUGGAGCACGAGUGCACCACGUGGCUGGACGCGCAGCCAGACAAGAGCGUAGUGUUUCUCUCCUUCGGCAGCCUGGGCAACUUCUCCGCCAAGCAGCUUCUCGAGAUCGCGGUCGGGCUCGAGAAAUCAGGGGAGAGGUUUCUGUGGGUUGUCCGGAGCCCGCGCAGCCCAGACUUCAAGUACGGCGAUCCGCUGCCGGAGCCCGACCUCGACGCGCUCCUGCCGGAAGGCUUCUUGGAGAGGACCAAGGACAGAGGGUUCGUCGUCAAGUCCUGGGCGCCGCAGGUGGAGGUGCUCCGCCACAGGGCCACCGGGGCGUUCGUCACGCACUGCGGCUGGAACUCGACGCUCGAGGGCAUCACCGCAGGGCUUCCGCUGCUCUGCUGGCCGCUCUACGCGGAGCAGAGGGUCAACAAGGUGCAGAUAGUGGAGGAGAUGAAGCUCGGGGUGGAGAUGAGAGGCUACAACCAGGAGGUGGUUAAGGCCCAGGAGGUGGAGGAGAAAGUCAGGUGGGUCAUGGCGUCCGAGGGCGGCAAGGCGCUCAGGGCGCGGGCGGCGGCGGCCAAGGAUGGAGCAGCCGAGGCGCUCAAAGAAGGGGGCUCGUCUCACCUGGCGUUUGUUCAAUUCAUCCAGCAUCUGGAUACUGCAACAACCCUGCAGCAGGACUGAUGUGAGGCUCUAACCUCGUACCUCGGAUUUAUGGAGCGCUACACACUUUCGAUCGAUGUUAUAGAUCCGGACUAUGUUUAUUUCUGGACUUUUCAAAGUUAGUGGCAUCUAUGUAGAUUUGCUAUUUCUAAUUUUCAAUCUUGAGCAAGA